AUGACACUCCGAAGUUCGGCCCGAAGCGCUUCAAAGCAAAAAUCAAAAGAGGCUGACACCAGUGAUAAAGAAGUAACUGAGUUGAAAGAAACUGAUAAAAUAUUAAAGAAAGCUUCUUCAAAUGACUCAAUGAUAAUUCAAGAAAUAUCCAACCGUGAACCUUUAAGAAAAAACCGAAAAAAACUGAGAAAUAAAGGGAAAGGCAAAGCAAAAUAUAAUGAUAAUGAAAAAUCAACAACCGCCAGACAAAAAGUUAUUCAACACUCUGACGGGACUGAAAGUUUACUAGAAUCUAUUGAUUCUGAAUGGUUACAAAGUAAUGCUGAUAAAGGAAAAGCAAAUGAACCCAAUGAUGAAAUAGAAGAUGAAGACGACGAAGAAAUUUGGGAAGAAGUUGAUUUAUCACAAUAUCAAAGUUUUCAAAGUUUUCAAAGUUUUCAAAGUUCGCAAUCAAUCGAAUCAAUCGAUUCGCAAAUUAAUGACGAUUUAAAUGAUGAUUCAAAUGAAGUAAUUAAAAUAACCUUUUCGGCUCCCAAAAUAAAAUAUAAACCUCGAGGAAUAACCAAAAUUGAACGAGUUAUUCGACAAAAUCUUCAUAAAACUCAUUUGCUAACUUUACUCGCCCAUGGGAUAAUUCGAAAUCGAUGGUGUGAUGAUCCCAUAACACAGGCGAUGGCAUGCUCAUUGAUUGAACGUGACAUGUUAAGUCUUGUUGAUAAAGCUCUCCGACCAAAGGACAGUACUCGUGGUCAAUUAUUAAUCACCACAUUAAAAGAACUAUGUAAUUGGUGGAAAAAAUACUUUAUAAUUUCAAAACCUGGAUUACGAUAUCGUGAAUAUGACGAAUUUGGCGUUGAUGGUAUUGAUAAAUAUGACGAAAACUUUUGCGAAAUUCACACAUCGAUAAAAUCAUUUCGUAGAAGUCUUAAAAUGGGAGAAGGAAGUCGUGAUACAUCUUCUCAAUUAUUUGUGGCACUGUUAAGAUCUUUUGGGAUCCCAGCUCGAUUGAUAUGGAGAUAUAAAUUAUCAACCCAAAACAAGAAUAAUAGUAUUAGAAAAAGGAAAGAUCGAGAAGGUGAUGAUGAUGAAUAUAUCCCUUAUUUAAAAAAGGCAGCAAGUAAUUCACGAAAGUCACAACUUAACAGUUCAUUUCUCCAAAAAUGGAUGUGCGUUGAUCCAAUUCGUGCAAUUGUGAGCAGACCAAAAACUCUCGAACCUUUAAACAAUGACAAAAAUAAUGUUAUGGCAUAUGUGGUUGCAUAUGAACAAGAUGGUUAUAUCAAAGAUGUGACUCGUCGAUAUACAUCUCAAUGGGGAGCGCGAACGCGUAAAUUAAGAAUACCAAACAAUAAAGAUGGUUCUAAUUGGUGGGAUGAAGUAUUAGCAUAUUAUGCGCGUCCCUACGAAAGGGAACAAGAUAAAUUUGAAGAUGCGAGUUUAGUUUCAAUGGAAAUUUCUGAACGUAUUCCCACCACAAUUAAUGCCUUUCAUAACCAUCCAUUGUAUGCACUCGAACGACAUUUAAAAAAGUUCGAAAUAAUUUUUCCCAAAGAUAAAAUACUUGGACAUAUUCGUGGUGAACCAAUCUAUCGACGUAACAAUGUCAAGCAGUUGCACACUGCCGAAACUUGGUUGAAGGAAGGUCGACAAGAGGGAGAACAACCAGUCAAGUACGUAAAAUCUCGUGCAUAUACUUUAACAAAAAGAAGACUUUCAAAUAUGUCAUUAUCUGGAGAAGGAAAUGUACCAGAAUCUGGUUUAUACGGAGAAUGGCAGACCGAAGAAUACAAAUCGGAACCUGUCAUAGAUGGAAUCAUCCCCAAAAAUAAGUACGGAAAUGUUUAUCUAUUUAAACCUUCUAUGUGUCCACCUGGCGGUGUUCAUCUUCCAUAUAAUGGAAUUUGGACUAUGGCUAAAAAUUUUGGUUUUGAUUAUGGUAUAGCGGUGGUUGGAUUUGAAUUCGUAUCACAAAGAUGUAUUCCAGUAUUAAAUGGAAUCAUUGUAGCAGAAGAAUAUGCUGAAUUAUUGACCGAAGCGUGGACUGAACAUAAGAAACGUAUUGAAGAGAUAAAUAGAGAGAAAAAAUCUAAAGAAGCAUUUUCUCGAUGGAAAAAAUUAAUCAUAGGUUUACAAAUUCGACAGAGAUUAAAGGAAGAUUAUAUAACCCGAGACGAAGAAGAUUUAUCUUUGGAAUACCGUGAACAGAUUAUAGAUGAUGAAUAA
This is a messenger RNA of Diversispora eburnea, 2223 nucleotides long. NCBI's taxonomy places the organism in Eukaryota, Fungi, Glomeromycota, Glomeromycetes, Diversisporales, Diversisporaceae. The record is from the annotation of a GenBank genome assembly.